This is a messenger RNA of Chrysochloris asiatica (Cape golden mole), 690 nucleotides long. RefSeq names its product ribonuclease P/MRP 30kDa subunit (gene RPP30). Gene Ontology annotation, cellular component: nucleolar ribonuclease P complex. The transcript has 10 exons. The coding region runs from base 1 to 690 and encodes 229 amino acids. Gene Ontology annotation, molecular function: RNA binding. Lineage: Eukaryota; Metazoa; Chordata; Mammalia; Afrosoricida; Chrysochloridae. The record is from RefSeq and is a predicted model, not a curated record. Gene Ontology annotation, biological process: tRNA processing.
AUGGCGGUGUUUGCUGAUUUGGACCUGCGAGUGGGUUCCGAUCUGAAGCUUCUGCGCCGGCUGGUGGAGAACGCCGCUCACCUUGGCUAUUCAGUUGUUGCCAUCAAUCAUGUUAUUGAAUUUAAGGAAAAGAAACAGGAAAUCGAAAAACCAGUAGCUGUUUCAGAACUCUUUACAACUUUGCCAAUUGUACAGGGGAAAUCAAGACCAAUUAAAAUUUUAACUAGACUGACGAUUAUCAUAUCAGAUCCCUCUCACUGCAAUGUUUUGAGAGCAACUUCUUCAAGAGUUCGCCUGUAUGAUAUUGUUGCUGUUUUUCCAAAGACAGAAAAACUUUUUCAUGUUGCUUGCACACAUUUAGAUGUGGAUUUAGUCUGCAUAACUGUAAAAGAGAAGCUACCAUUUUACUUCAAAAGGCCCCCUAUUAAUGUGAACGUAAUUAUAUCUAGUGCUGCAGAAGGGCCUUUAGAAAUCAGAGGGCCAUAUGAUGUGGCAAACUUAGGAUUGCUGUUUGGCCUUUCUGAAAGUGAUGCCAAGGCUGCUGUGUCCUCCACCUGCAGAGCGGCGCUUCUUCACGGAGAAACGAGAAAAACUGCUUUUGGAAUUGUUUCUACGGUGAAGAAACCCCGGUCAUCAGAAGACGAUGAGGACUCUCUUCCAGCUUGCAAGAAAGCCAAGUGUGAGGGCUGA